Molecule: messenger RNA, 1254 nt
Organism: Eruca vesicaria subsp. sativa (arugula)
Lineage: Eukaryota; Viridiplantae; Streptophyta; Magnoliopsida; Brassicales; Brassicaceae
Source: the annotation of a GenBank genome assembly
GUCAUCUUCUACCUCCGGCUAGCGAAGUUAGGGUUUAGAAGCUUUGCUGAUAAGAAGCUAAUGGCUCGUUUCAAAAACAAUAAGAAGGGUAGAGUCAAUGUGAAGCCUAUUGCUAUGAAGAAGAACAAUCAAGCCAACGUUGAUCAUGUUACUGGUGAUAAGAUCCCAAAAAGCUUCGUCUUUUCGAGGACGAAGCUUCCUGGCUCUGUUAAACAGCUUCAGAUGGAUUUGAGGAAGCUCAUGCUUCCCUACACUGCUCUCAGUCUUAAGGAGAAGAAGAGGAACACUUUAAGAGACUUUUUGAAUGUAUCAGGACCAAUGGGUGUGACUCAUUUCCUUAUGCUUAAAAAAACAGCUUCUGCAUUGUCUCUAAGAGUAGCAAGAACCCCUCAGGGUCCUACUCUAACGUUCAAAAUUCAUCAGUAUUCGUUAGCUUCGGAUAUAGCUCAGUCUCAGACACGGCCUAGAUGUCCUCCUGAUCUUUUCAAGAACCCUCCUUUGAUUGUUCUUUCUGGAUUUGGCACUCAAGAGCUGCAUCUGAAGCUAGCAACGAUCAUGUUUCAGAACAUCUUCCCAUCUAUUGAUAUCAACACAGUCAAACUCUCUACAUGUCAGAGAUUAGUACUAUUGAACUACAACAAAGACACAAAACUAAUUGAUUUCAGGCAUUAUUCUAUAAGGCUUCAGCCUGUUGGAGUCUCUCGUAGGAUCAGAAAGUUUGUGCAAAGUCAUGAUGUUCCUGAUCUUAGAAAUCUACAGGAUGUUAGUGAUUUUAUCACCAAGGCUGGUUAUGGAUCAGAGAGUGAAGGAGAUGAAGAGGCGGCGACUGUGACAUUAUCAUCUGAUCUAGGCAGAGUUAACAAGGGUUCAACAAAGAGUGCAGUGAAACUGCAAGAGAUUGGACCGAGGAUGACUAUGCAGCUAGUUAAAGUGGAGGAAGGGUUGUGUUCAGGAGGAAUCAUAUUUGAUGAAUAUGAAAAUGGGGAUGAGAAGAUAGCCAAGAAGAAGCAAGAUGAAGAUGGUGAUAGCAAAGAAGAAGAAGAAGGGGAAGAGGGUAGUGAAGAAGAUGAAAACGAAGAAGAAGGUGAAGAGAGUAGUGAAGAAGAUGGUGAAGACAUGGAUGAAGAUCUUGAAGAUUGACACUUGAGAUAAAGCAAGUUUUGUUCUAUUAUAACUGUGUUACUCUAUAACUCUGUGUCUUUAGAUGAGAAAAUUUUGCUCUUUGAAUCUCUAAAUUUAUUUGACCAAAAAAAG